AUGAACAAUUUAACCUCCGACCCGAUCACAUCCUCUCCCGUCUAUUACGAUGAUCAGCCGGAGGAGGAGGAGUACUUUGAGGAGCACUCGCUCCUUCUCCACCUCCGGUUCUAUGCUCGCCACUUCAUUCCGAUCUUUUGUAUUGUCGGAAUCCUCGGUAAUUGUAUGGCCUUAAUGUUAAUACGGUAAGUUACUAUUAUUUGUUAUUGUAUUAACAUGUCAUCAUGACGAUUUUUCUAAAUUAAAAAAUUUUUGAAAACAUUGAUGACUAUUUUUUGGGUACUUUAGAACAAAUUACUGGUUGCGUCGCCUUACCUCGAACAUAUACCUCUGCACUCUUUCGAUAUGCGGGUGUCUCUUCCUCUCCACUGUCCUCAUCACCUGGCUCGACACAACUUUCGGCUUCCCUUUGUAUUCGGAUUCAGAAUUUGGAUGCAAAAUGUUCACAUUCAUGGCACAUUCGUGUGAUUUCAUUUGUGUUUGGAUGAUCAGCUGGGUUUCUUGUGACCGGGCUAUUGUCUUGUUCAGGUAUGAUUUGAAUUUUUUUAUAUUAUCCAUGAUGGCUCUGUAACCUUUUUUCUUGUACCUAAAAUAAUGUUUUUAGACCCGGGAUCCGCAAGCGAGUCUGUUCCAAGACCUUUGCUCGUCAUCUGGUCAUCUGCACCGUCCUUUUUGGUGCCACUUUAUAUGGCUGGUGCCUUGUUUUUGCCGGUCUAGAGCCUUCAGUUAAUGGGGCCACUUACUGUGGGCUGAAUUCGGAUGUAAAAGUGGCGGAUUACAACCUUCGAGAGCUCCAUAUCUUCUUCUCAUUUCUGGAUACCAUCCUGUGUACGAUUGUUCCCUCGCUUUUGAUAGUGGUCGUAAAUAGUUUGAGCAUCUACCGGUAUCGUCAAUGUAUGAAAAUCUAUUCUUCUGGGGUGCUGAGAGUUCGAUUCUUGAGGGUGCCGGAGAAUGAGGGCAACAAGGAUCUGACUGUAAGUUUUUUUUACUUAUCUUUUACUGCAAUUUAUCAAAAAAGUCUAUUUUUGAGAAUGUUUUAGGAGGAAACAACCACUGCCAAGAAGUUCCUGUUGAGUCAGCAGAGUCAGAUAACCAAUCAGCUCUCUUCCCAGAGCAGUCGCGUCUCUCAUGGAGGCAAAUUACGGUCUUCGGAUCUAACUCUCAGCCGCUCUUUGUUGAUUGUUACUAGGUAAAUUUUAUUUUUUGACGAGGGUACUGUAAGACUAAAGAAACAUUUUUGAUGACUAAUCCAAUGUUUUCAGCACAUUCGUCUUGCUGAAUGUCCCGAACUACGCUUUCCGAUUGUACGAAGCGGUCUUUAAUGUGGAGCAAACUGCCCUCUGGCAAUUCCUCUUCUUCACCACUUACCUGCUCUACUAUUUGCAUCAUGCUGUUCUCUUUUACAUGUAUAUAUUCUGGAGGUGAGGUUGAUUCCUCGAACUAUAUGAUUCUCUCAAUAAUUGUGCUUAUUCCAAUAUUUUCAGUCCUCAAAUGAAGAAACAGUUGAUGCCGACCGCCCUGAAACUUCUAGAAUGCUACUGCUUUAAAACUGUGCCUGACUUUGGCCAUCAUUCGCAAAUCUCGCUGCAAGCUCGCCGUUGA
Molecule: messenger RNA, 1602 nt
Organism: Bursaphelenchus xylophilus (pine wood nematode)
Lineage: Eukaryota; Metazoa; Nematoda; Chromadorea; Rhabditida; Aphelenchoididae
Source: the annotation of a GenBank genome assembly